AUGGGGCGAUUCGGGGAUCCCGAUUACCAGUACGCGCUUCGCGACGAAAUAUUCAGGCGAACGCAGGGGGAGUAUGAAAUCGCGGCCGACUAUUUAACCUGCCUAAGGGCCUUACUUAGCCGAAUGUCGCCACCCUGGGCCUUGGAAGAACAGUUGAACUUUGCACACCGGAACAUGCUACCGCGGAUGCAAAUAGCGAUUCGACGGCAGGAGUUUAGAGACUUCGCGACUCUCGAAAACCUAGCCACGCGCAUGGAGAGAAGCCUGCAAGCCGAAAAACACUACCGACCCCCGUUACCGCCGGAACAAUCCCUCUUUCCGGAUUUGGCAUAUCACGCACCGAAGAAUAAAAAUAAAAACGCCGCUACCGUCGCUACCGCUAAUGUUACCGCUAAAAGGAAAGAGAAGAAGAAAGCCGCUAAAACCCCGAACGUGAAUACCGCAACUACCGAUACCGGUACCGCUACCGCUACCGCUAUGGCUGCCGCUGCCGCUACCGAAUCAUCGACGACCGCGCCGGAAAUAUUGUUACCGCUGCGGGAGGCGCGAUGCAACCGUACAAACCUGCCCGACAUGCUCGGGAAACGAGAAUCGGAGCCAGUAGAGAGGGUCCCUACGACUCCGAGUCCCGAAGGCGAGACCCUAGUUACCGCCGACGAUACCGUAGGGGACGAUACGCUACUGCAGUCGUAUGUCACCCUGGGGAGGGAGGAGCUACCGUCACUGAAAUUCUUCAAAAUUAAAAUAUACGAUUACACUCUCGCGGCCCUCGUGGACUCGGGGUCCAAUCGAACCCUACUGGGCCGCGAAGGAAUAAAGAUUAUCCGUGAAUUGGGACUGGAUACCGAGAGGGGCAGGGGGAUACAAAACAGAACAGCGAAUGGACAAAUCGCAAAUAUAAGGGAAGAGAUUAAGGUACCGUUAGAACUGGAGGAUCAGUGUCGCGAAAUUACCGUUGCGUUGUUACCGAAUUUAGCAGUUCCGUGUAUUCUGGGAUUAGACUUUCUUACGAAAUUUGGAGUAACAUUAGACUUUGCCACUAACGGAUGGUAUUUUGCCGAAUCGCCACACAAGAAAUACCGCUUAGUUACCGAAGUAGAUCCAAAUGAGAGCUCUUGUUGCGGGAUAUCGGAAUUAACUCCCGCACAAGAAAAGACUUUAGAUUUUUUUUUACGGACGUUACCGCAAACAUCAGAUAACCCCGGUGUGACCACGCUUACCGAACAUAAGAUAGACGUGGGGGACAGCCCACCCAUUAAACAGCGUUGUUACCUCGUAUCGCCUAAGGUUCAGGAAGCCAUACGUGCGGAGACUGAUAAAAUGCUCCAGGCAGGGAUCAUCGAACCGUCUUAUAGCGAAUGGUCGAACCCCAUCGUAAUGGUGAAAAAACCUAACGGAAAGUACCGCUUUUGCUUAGACUUCCGAAAAGUAAAUGACGUAUCUAAAAAAGACGCAUAUCCGUUACCGAAUAUAAAUGGCAUUCUCGACAAAUUACGUUCGGCUCGCUAUAUAUCGACCAUUGAUCUGAGUCAAGCCUACUUCCAGAUACCGUUAGCUAAAGAAAGUCGGGAGAUUACCGCAUUUAGUGUCCCAGGGAAGGGACUUUUCCAUUUUACGCGAAUGCCGUACGGACUUACGGGAGCACCGGCAACCUAUAAGGGAACGCCGCUCCCGAGGAGGUGGCGUGCAAAUUUGGCAGUGUCGGUAAUUGGCGGUAUCGGGAUCUCAAAAUGGCGGUACGGUAUCUUAAAAUGGCGGUAA
Camponotus floridanus (Florida carpenter ant) is the source of this 1761-nucleotide messenger RNA. RefSeq lists its product as uncharacterized. The coding region runs from base 1 to 1761 and encodes 586 amino acids. NCBI's taxonomy places the organism in Eukaryota, Metazoa, Arthropoda, Insecta, Hymenoptera, Formicidae. The transcript is spliced from 2 exons. The record is from RefSeq and is a predicted model, not a curated record.